GGGGGAGUAAUCACAUAGAGAACAAAUAUAGGUAAGGCUAAAUAGAGAUAGGCAAAGUGAGGGGAGACUCUUACAACCAAAAGCAAAAUGGCAAAUGGUAAUGGAAAUUCAUCUGUAAGUCAUCCAACUGGAUUGGAAAUGGCAGCGAAGCACAUACAGACAUUCUCACUGGUCGUCUACUGUGUGAUCAUAGUGGUUGGGACAGUAGGAAAUGGUCUGGUCAUUUAUGUGACCAGCUUCAAGAUGAAGAAAACAGUCAACUCUGUGUGGUUUCUCAACUUGGCUCUGGCAGACUUCCUCUUCACAGCGUUCCUGGUGUUUACAGCAGUCUCUCUCUCUCAGAAGUACCACUGGACUUUUGGACAGUUCAUGUGCAAACUCAACAACUUUGUGAGCUUAGUCAACAUGUUUGCCAGCAUCUUUUUUCUAACAUCUAUAAGUCUGGAUCGUUGCUUGUCCAUCUGGGUGGUGGUGUGGGCACAAAACAAGCGCACCGUUGGCAAAGCUCAAGUGAUAAGUGCUUUAAUCUGGUUGGCUGCAGGCAUCUGUAGCACACCCUAUGCAUAUUUUCGUGCCGUGGAAGUCAGCCAGAAUCAGACAUACUGCAAGUACACUUCAACUAUGACAAAGAACAAACAUUGGACAUUGUUUAUAUUCCGGUUUGUUAUGGGCUUUCUCAUCCCGUUCCUGGCGAUAUUUUUCUCAUAUGUGGCCAUAGGGAUUCGUGCCAGGCGUCUGCAGAGAAUGAGGAAACAAAGACGUCACCGGAUCAUUUUUGCCAUCAUUUUUGCAUUCUUUACCUGCUGGUUGCCUUUUCAUGUUUUGAGUUUCAUACAAUUAAAAUUCUUUGAUUACUCAGAUGUACAGAACAUUGUUCAGGUCAUAGGUCCUCUAACUGUCAGUCUUGCCUUCACGAACAGCUGCUUGAACCCCAUCCUCUAUGUUUUCAUGUGUGACGAGUUCCAGAAGAAGCUCAAGCAGUCCAUUUGGUUGGUUCUAGAAAAUGCCCUUGCAGAGGACCACAUAUCAUUUGUUACGUUAUCUCGUUCAAUGUCAAGGAUUCCCAGAAAAUCUGAUUCUACCGCCCCUGCUGAGGGGAAAGAAACUGAGACAUCGAUUAUCUUAACAAAACCAAAAAAAGAGAUCUCUACGAAGAAGUCCAUGAACACGGAGGAAAACAGCCACAAACUGAUUGAAAUGGCGGACUUUAAUAAAGUGCACUGAAGUGAUCUGAGCAAAGCUUAUUUGUAGAGGAGUGUGAACACGUGCAAAGACAAUUCAAAGAAUAUUUUUGACGUCUGCUUGUUUUUCAUCAUUUGCUUACCAUUAACAGGUGUUUUCGUAUGUGGUUAUUGAGACAGCCUGAGAUGUACAACAGACAGUCUGAUAAAAUCGCACACAACCCCUUACCUUCCACAUUCAAUCAGCAAAUGUAACUGAAAGCCUGUGUAGGUGUCCUACAGCAAUAUAUUCUACAUGCUAAGCUUUUAAUGAAAUUAUUGUAAAUACUGUAAAAAAAAGUAUAAAAUUACUUGUUUACUUUAGAACAGUUUGAAUUUUGUUUUAACUUGCCUCUUUUAAUGAACCUGUAUGUUUAGGAAUGCUCACAUCUGUAUGUUUGUCUACUUCAUCGAUGACGCCGUCAAAAGAGAUAAAAAUAUUAAUGGAUGUUUCAGAAAUUA
Xiphophorus maculatus (southern platyfish) is the source of this 1682-nucleotide messenger RNA. Its product is annotated as chemokine-like receptor 1. Gene Ontology annotation, molecular function: complement receptor activity; G protein-coupled receptor activity. Gene Ontology annotation, cellular component: plasma membrane. The transcript is spliced from 2 exons. Gene Ontology annotation, biological process: positive regulation of cytosolic calcium ion concentration; inflammatory response; complement receptor mediated signaling pathway. NCBI's taxonomy places the organism in Eukaryota, Metazoa, Chordata, Actinopteri, Cyprinodontiformes, Poeciliidae. The record is from RefSeq and is a predicted model, not a curated record. The coding region runs from base 88 to 1224 and encodes 378 amino acids.